Striga asiatica is the source of this 958-nucleotide messenger RNA. Lineage: Eukaryota; Viridiplantae; Streptophyta; Magnoliopsida; Lamiales; Orobanchaceae. The record is from the annotation of a GenBank genome assembly.
AAACUUUGAAGGGGUUGUUUGGGAUUCGUGUAAGUUUUCGGGAAAGCAAUUUUUACUCGCCGGAAAAUAGCAAUUUUUUCCGAACAAGCUAAUCAGGGUUUUGCAAAAUGGGUCGAGGAAAGAUCGAGAUCAAGAGGAUCGAGAACAACACGAAUCGACAGGUCACCUUCUGCAAGCGCCGAAACGGGCUUUUGAAGAAAGCUUAUGAGCUUUCAGUUCUCUGUGAUGCUGAGGUGGCCUUAAUCGUGUUCUCGAGCCGCGGCCGUGUCUAUGAGUUUGCCAACAGCAACAUCAGAUCAACCAUUGAAAGGUACAAGAAAGCCACUGCAGACAGUUCAAGUGUGUACACCUCUCAAGAAAUCAAUGCUCAAUUUUACCAACAAGAGUCCAAGAAGCUGCGUCAGCAAAUACAGAUGCUCCAAAACUCCAACAGGCAUCUUGUGGGUGAGGGACUGAGCUCACUAAAUGUCAAGGAACUGAAGCAGCUCGAAAGCCGUCUCGAGAGAGGCAUCGCUAGAAUCAGGGGCAAGAAGCAUGAAAUGAUACUAGCUGAGACUGAGAACUUGCAGAAGAGGGAGAUUCAGCUGGAGCAGGAAAAUUCCUGCCUCAGAGCUAAGAUUCAAGAAAACGAAAAGCUUCAGGAACUUAGCAUGAUGCCAUCUGGACAGGAAUUCGCCUUGCAGGCUUAUUUCGCUCGUAACAUGCUUCAGCUCAAUAUGAUGGAGACUGUAUCAUCCUAUCCCGUGCCUGAAAAGAAGGAUCUUCAUAUCGGCUAAAUCAGUUUUCAUCUGAAGAUUCAUGCAAGAAUGAGAGAAAGCCAAAUCCAGAUUAUCGUUUAUUAUCACCAGUGUUUGUUUGUUUCGUUCAAUAAUAUGUAAUAGGGACAAUUCGUGUCUCAGUGACAUUAUUACACGUUAUAUAUCAGACAAGGCUAUUUAUAAUGUGUUUGAACUAAAAA